GCGACGCCGAUAUGUCGCUGAAGCAGGGCAGCGGCACCGGCAAGGUCCACUUCGGUGGUUUGGACGAUGUGUCCCUGUACGGCACACCCGUGGAGCCAGCGCCCCCGGCCCCCGACGCCAAGCAGGGUUUCCUGCGCAACCAGCUGCAGGCCCUCUUCCAGCCCACCGACAACAAAUUAGCCAUGAAGCUCUUCGGUUCAAAAAAGGCUCUAAUGAAGGAGCGCAUCAGGCAGAAGGCGGCAGGACAUUGGGUCAUCCAUCCAUGUAGUAGUUUUAGGUUCUACUGGGAUCUAUGUAUGCUAUUAUUACUGGUGGCUAACCUGAUCAUUCUUCCCGUAGCCAUCUCCUUCUUCAACGACGAUCUAAGCACACGAUGGAUAGCCUUCAAUUGUCUGUCAGACACCAUAUUUCUUAUAGAUAUUGUUGUUAAUUUUAGAACAGGAAUAAUGCAGCAAGAUAAUGCAGAACAAGUGAUAUUAGAUCCAAAGUUAAUAGCGAAGCACUAUUUGAGGACAUGGUUCUUCCUUGACCUCAUCUCUAGUAUACCACUAGAUUAUAUAUUCCUAAUCUUCAAUCAGGUAAACGAUUUUAGUGAAAGCUUUCAAAUUCUUCAUGCCGGUCGUGCCCUAAGGAUACUACGGUUAGCAAAACUUUUAUCGCUGGUACGACUGCUACGACUUUCCAGGCUCGUCCGAUAUGUAUCACAAUGGGAGGAAGUAUAUAUCUUGCAGAAUCUUCAAAAAAAGCGCACGGAACGGAGGGGACGACUCAGCUCAGAUGUCGCAAAAAAGAAGGGUGACACCAAAAGCAAUCUGAUCUUUAAGUUCCUCAAUAUGGCAUCGGUGUUCAUGCGGAUAUUCAACUUAAUCUGCAUGAUGUUGUUGAUCGGGCAUUGGUCCGGAUGUCUACAAUUUCUCGUUCCAAUGCUUCAAGGGUUUCCUCCGAAUUCUUGGGUCGCAAUCAAUGAAUUACAGGAAGCUUUCUGGCUUGAACAAUAUUCCUGGGCCUUAUUUAAGGCCAUGUCUCAUAUGUUAUGCAUUGGAUAUGGCCGGUUUCCGCCACAAUCACUUACCGACAUGUGGUUAACGAUGCUUUCAAUGAUUUCCGGCGCCACUUGUUAUGCACUUUUCCUCGGACACGCUACAAAUCUUAUUCAAAGUCUUGACUCUUCGCGCAGACAAUAUCGGGAAAAGAGACUUGACGUAAAACAAGUGGAGGAAUAUAUGGCUUACAGGAAACUCCCUCGCGAAAUGCGUCAACGCAUUACGGAGUACUUCGAACAUCGUUACCAGGGAAAAUUCUUCGACGAGGAAUUGAUUUUAGGCGAACUAAGCGAGAAGUUAAGAGAAGACGUUAUCAAUUAUAAUUGUCGAUCUCUCGUCGCUUCGGUGCCAUUCUUCGCAAAUGCUGACUCCAACUUUGUCUCAGACGUAGUCACCAAAUUGCGAUAUGAAGUCUUCCAGCCUGGUGACAUUAUCAUUAAAGAAGGCACAAUUGGAAAUAAAAUGUAUUUUAUUCAAGAGGGCAUCGUAGAUAUAGUAAUGGCAAACGGCGAAGUUGCGACCAGUCUCUCCGACGGAUCUUACUUCGGUGAAAUCUGCCUAUUGACCAACGCCCGACGAGUUGCUUCCGUCCGCGCCGAAACUUACUGUAAUCUCUUCUCUUUAUCUGUGGACCAUUUCAACGCAGUGCUCGAUCAGUAUCCUUUGAUGCGGCGAACUAUGGAAAGCGUCGCCGCCGAAAGAUUGAAUAAGAUCGGCAAGAAUCCUAAUCUGGUCGCGCAUCGAGAGGAUGAUACGACGUCAGAAGGGAACACUAUCAACGCCGUAGUAAACGCGCUGGCAGCGGAAGCGGAGCACGUGAGCCUGUCGGACGACAGCGUGGCGCGGUUAUCGGAGCGGUCGCUGGGACUUGCGCUACAGCCACUGCAGGCCGCGUCGUGCCGCAUGGCAGGCGUGGCGCUGCCGGGCUUGGGUGUGGCGGCCGCUUUGCCUCGCCCCAAGUCCGAGCACGACUUCAGCUCGGCACAGGCGCAGCAACCGCCCCUAGCCAGCGCCGCGGCCUUCCACAAGUCGGACGCCGGCAUCGCCCCCUGACGCCGCACGCUGUGCUAGGCCCCGGCCGGGCCCGUGGCCGACCGAUAGCAAUAAUAGGCUUAGUGCGAGCGCGCGGCGCCUCGCUAGUUGUAGCGUAGACGCGAGUAUUAUAGCUGCGACUUCGCCGGGCGCGCGCCCACCGCGCCCGCUGAAUCUCAUUUUGUGAUCUUAUACUUAAUUCUCCUGUGUUAUAAUUUAGGUUAAAUUUUAUAUCAUUGACGCUGUGAGGAUACGAAUACGCGACGUAUUUUGAUUGUAUAGAUAUACCUGUUAUAUAUUGAGAAUGAUAAUAUUGAGUCUUUAUAGAGAUACCUUGCCAUUAAAGAGAAAAAUAAUUAUAUAGACUAGACUGAAAUGUAAAGAUAUCACUAUUUUAUGCUUUGUUGGCGUACGUAAUAGAACUUUAUUGUUGACGGAUGCGAAUCAAUCGUUCGCGCAUACGAACGUUGGUAAUUUAAAACGUUCCCGAUAGUGACGAAAUCGAAAAUAUAUGAAAUAUGAAUUGUUAAUAAUUAUGUAAACUACGAAUUAGAAAAGUAUAGAUAGAAGCGUUGCGUAGCUGCGCGUUGCCUACGCUGCCACCGAGUCGAUGCAACGCAUAAGUUAGACCCAUGUGCCAUAUGUCCGCCAGGCGCCACCAGUAGGUACCGCGCAGUGGGCGAUGUGCUCCGCACCCGCGACGCACACCAUGACGAAACUCACGAUUCCAUAGCACACGGACGCUUUCUUAAUUUUAAAUUUAAGUAAAUUAACGGCGGAUAUCAGACGUAUCGUCGGUCACGGUUUCCUAAGUAGAGGUGAAAGAGUAGCGCUUCGAAUCGUUUCUUUAUGUAAAUAUUGUAUUAUCAAAGAUUCGCUAUUAGCGUGAUUUGUUUUAUAGAAGUGAUAGGGGACGCUCGUCAGAGCGAUCCAGUCAAUUACCGCGCGAGCGCGACGAUACACGUCUCGUUUCUCGAUGCACUAUAACACUUCGUACCUUGUUUUAAUUGUAGGUGAAAAUAAUUUAUUAUCGAUAGUGAUCAUUUUGUAGUAAUAAGUAGACCGAAGCGGUAACGAAUUCGGACGAAUUAAGUUUUGUGAUAGAGCAGCAGUGGGCUGCGAGCGCGCUGCCUCGCCGCCGGCUCGGCGAUACUCGAUACAUACUAACGACGUAGAAGUAGCCACAUGCAUGGAUAAUGCUUACACUUCUUUCUGACUUAAGACUUUAUUUCCAUUCUAUAUUUAGCAUUUUUUUCUGCCAACAGUUUUUGCGAUUAGUGACUACUGCAAGCGCUUCACGAACUUUUAAAAUUUCGUAGCAAUAAAUAGUUAAUCGCAACGAGUAACAUAUCCUUCGAUUAGAGUAGAGUAGUCGUUGAGCCGACCGCCGCCGGCGCCGCAUCUUUGGCACGUUUCAUCGUUGACUAAUUCUUAUAGUAUCAUGACAAUUUGUAAAAAAAAUUUUGCAAAUGUUGACUUUUUAGCCAAAAUAUAGAUUAUGAAUGACGAACCAAUACGCAGUAGCUUACUUGUAGAUGAAUGCAGCCUAGUUCUCAGUUUUGGCGACUAACACCAAUAGAUACUUUAUACUCGUAAGAUAUUUAUACGAUUGACCUUAACAGAGUGACAUCUGUCAAUUUAUCUACAAAGAGAAAAAAAUAUAACAUUACGUUUUAUCCCCAGAGGCAUUUAUUUAUUGUUGUUUUACCUAACAUUACCGCUUUUGUAAAUUAUAUAAAUUUUAUAGAAGAGAUCUAUUUUUAUUGUGAAGUUAAACUGCUGAAUAAAAGCAAAGAAACAUUAUUAUAUAAAUCAAAACUUUUUUUUAUUGAAACUGUUAAUUAAUAUAUAGUUAAAUUAUACUGAUUUCUGGUAUCUAUUUUCACCAAAAGUGCUCAUCGCUGUCAAAAAAUUAGAGGAAAUGCAUUAAAGAAUGAAGAAAA
Molecule: messenger RNA, 4018 nt
Organism: Melitaea cinxia (Glanville fritillary)
Lineage: Eukaryota; Metazoa; Arthropoda; Insecta; Lepidoptera; Nymphalidae
Gene: Ih
Product: potassium/sodium hyperpolarization-activated cyclic nucleotide-gated channel 2
Exons: 10
Coding region: 12-2096 (694 amino acids)
Biological process (GO): transmembrane transport; potassium ion transport
Cellular component (GO): membrane
Molecular function (GO): voltage-gated potassium channel activity
Source: RefSeq, a predicted model, not a curated record